AUGGACCAUCUAAGUAGUAACCAAAGUCUCGGGUUGAGCACGGAACAGACGGAGAAAGUACUUCAAUUUCAAGAACUAACAGCUAUAGAGGAUUUAACAAUAUGCAGGGACGUGCUACAAAGGCAUCAAUGGAAUCUCGAAGUAGCAGUUCAAGAGCAAUUGAACAUUAGAGAAGGCAGGCCAACUGUGUACGCAUCAGAGUCUAGGCCUCCUGCAAUAGUUAGUGAUCAUUUAGGGCAGCAUUUUUACUACUCACCACCUACAGAUGGGUCAGGUAGUGGGUUUAGAGGGAUUCUGAAAACAGUCAUUAAUUUUAUGUUGAAUAUGUGCUAUAAUACAGUCAUCACUUUAUUACAAUUAGGACGAAGACUACUAGGUAUUGAAUUAAGACCAAGAAGCAAUCCUGUUCAAGAUGUAAUGGAUUUUAUCAAAAUGUAUGAGGAUAAAUACUCAACUGAACACCCUGUAUUUUAUCAGGGUACUUUUUCCCAAGUUCUAAAUGAUGCAAAAAGAGAAUUAAGAUUCCUUUUAAUAUAUCUACAUGAUACAUCAGCAACAGACACUGACCUAUUUUGCACCGGUAGUCUUGGUAAUCAAGAAGUAAUGAGAUAUAUCAAUCAGACAUUUUUGUUUUGGAGUUGCUCAGCAGACUCUGAUGAAGGAAAGAAGACUGCAAAUGCAGUUAAAGCUAGCCAUUUUCCUUUUCUGGCUAUUCUGGUUUUAAAAGAAAAUAGAAUGACUAUUGUAGGUAGGAUAGAGGGUUAUUCUGAUUCCUCAUUACUGAAACAGAGGCUGACUUCAAUUGUGAAUGAAUAUGAAAUAAAUUUGGUGUCUGCCAGAGCAGACAGAUUUGAAGCUAGUAUUAACAGGUCUCUAAGAUGUCAACAAGAUGAGGCUUUUGAAGAAAGCUUAAGGGCAGAUCAAGAAAAGGAAAGAAGAAGAGAGGAAGAAAGAAUGGCUAAAGAAGCUGAAAUUCGUCAAAUAGAAGAGGAAAGACUGGCAGAAGAAGCACGUAGGGAACAAUUUGCACAGGAAAAAAUAAAUUCGUUGUAUAAAAUUCCUGCAGAACCUGAUGCUUUGCAUCCUGAUGCAGUACAUGUAGUUUUUAAAUUGCCAUGUGGCAGCAGACUGGAGAGACGAUUUCUCAAAACACAUUCCUUGGAGUCCAUUUUCUACUUUGUGUUUUGUAAUCCAAAUGCACCAGAUUGUUUCGAGAUAACAACAAAUUUCCCAAAAAGGGUUUUAAAGUGCAGACGGGAAAACAAUGAAAUUAUAGAGACAUUGGAACAGGCCGGUUUGAAAAAUAAGGAAGUGCUUUUCAUCAAUGAUUUGGAUGCAUAA
This is a messenger RNA of Psylliodes chrysocephalus, 1341 nucleotides long. NCBI's taxonomy places the organism in Eukaryota, Metazoa, Arthropoda, Insecta, Coleoptera, Chrysomelidae. The record is from the annotation of a GenBank genome assembly.